Messenger RNA from Diorhabda carinulata, 1920 nucleotides. RefSeq lists its product as uncharacterized. The record is from RefSeq and is a predicted model, not a curated record. The transcript has 6 exons. The coding region runs from base 261 to 995 and encodes 244 amino acids. Lineage: Eukaryota; Metazoa; Arthropoda; Insecta; Coleoptera; Chrysomelidae.
AGAACUGAUUGCAAUCAGUCAAAACAACAACAAUGAAAGAUGUUGAUGCAUGGAAGAAAUUUUAAUUUAAAAAUAAUAUUAAUGGAUAUUAAAACGUAUUUACAAUAAAAUAAUCUGGAUAAUGAGAUUUAGCAGGAGAAUAUAUUGAUUUCAGGAUAUCGAGUUUUAUACUAAAUCAAGUUGAAUGUUUAUAAAUAACCGAAUGAAAAUGUUCGCCACAGUUAUUAAUAAUAAUUCAGGACUAAAUUGAAUUAUCACACAUGCAUUUCUGGAUCGAUAAACGAAGUCAAGGAUGCGGAUUUAACGUUCAUCAAAUUCCUCCAUCACUUUCAGGUUACGGACGGAACCAGAGGAAUUUAUGUAACAGUUUCUAUCCCAAACCGAUGGUAACUCCAGUACACAGAUUCCAAUCUAUAGAAAGUGGCUUACGAAAUAGCAGAUCCGGUUAUCAUGCUAGGAUACCGCUACAUUGUUCCACAUCGGUUCAUUACAAUGGAUCCAGUAUUCGAAUACCCCCUGCUGUCACUAGAUCUUCGGAGAUGGUGGAUUCUGGACAAUCACCUGCCACUAGACACAACGUUUCUUCCACAUCAAAGCUAAAAUGUGGUGUUUGGAUAUUUUUCGCUGUUGUUACAUUUUUUUUAGCUGGGGCCAAGUAUUAUUUCCAUGGAAUAAACAUAGGGGUUGAAGUGUUGGUAUUUUGUUCUCUUCUUGUGGUUGUUCUUUUACUUGGUGGUUUAAUAUCUCUAUGCGAAGCAAUAGUGUCAUAUUCUCCGGCGAAUAAUCGUCCUGAAAUGCCUAUUAUGAGGAUAGUUGAAGAGCAAGAAGCCGAUGAACCUAUACAGGAUCAGGGUAGUUCUACUACGCACGUUUCAUCUGAAUUACCCCCUCCUCCGUACCAUAUUGCAGUGAUGCUAUCACCAAGAAACGAUUUGGAUGCGAUAAGAGUUAUUAGGGAUUCGCCACCUCCUAGUUACGAGAAAGCUGUGACUUGAAUUUUUUGUCCUAUGCAUUAUGAUAUGGAGGAAGAGGUAAAAAAAAGUACUGACUUAUAAAUAAUAAUAAUCCAUUCCAGUCUUCAAUUUAAAUAUGCGAGAGAAAAAAUCAAGAGCUGUUUGUGAUAUUUGAAUCUUUAUUAAAUCUGUAACUUUCCAUUUACAAAAACUUUGGUAGAAUUAGAAAACUUACUAUCGAUACCCUCGUUUUUAUCUUGAAUAAAUGAUUUUUGGUGUAUUUUGAUAAAUAACUAUUGUUUUAAUGUGAUUUUUAGCGUUUAUCAAAGUUAUAAACAGUUUCGAUUUGAAAUUGAUCUUUAUUUAUAAAUAUAUUGUUUAAUACAUUUGAACUACUAUACAUGAUGUCUUCUUACUUCUAAAUAUAUCAACUCAUUACUAUAAAUACAUAGUAUUAUUAAAUUAUUCAGUUAUUUUUCAUUUAUUUAAAAAAAGUUGUGACUAUUCUAUAUACAGUAUGUAUUAAAAAUUUGGUAGCAUAUUUGAGUUUUUUUCAAUCAAUAUUAUACUAAAAAAUUUAUUAUUUAUAGAAAGUUCUGAUUGUAAUUACGUAUUAUUACAUAGUUUUUCAUUGUAAAUAACUUUUCAAUGUUGAAAUUUUCAAUAUAGUCACAACUGAAAAUAUUUAAAAAAAAUCCUGUCGCUAGUUUUUUUAAAUAUACUGUAUAUUAAACAUUGCGGGCAUAGUGUUUGGGUCAUUGUUGCCAAUCAAAUUACGUGUACGUGUGUUUUACAAUUUUCCUAUACUCAAAUUGCACUGGUUUUUUCGAUAAAAAUAAAAAGUCAUUUCGUAUUAAAUAUUUAGGACCUAUAUUUUGUAUGCUAUUGUAAAUCUAUGUAUACAUUCUACAUAUUAUUGUACAAAUGUUUUCAUCGGUGUAAUUCUAUAAAGAAAUUGCAUUUUUUA